This is a messenger RNA of Anopheles darlingi, 2082 nucleotides long. Its product is annotated as facilitated trehalose transporter Tret1-like. NCBI's taxonomy places the organism in Eukaryota, Metazoa, Arthropoda, Insecta, Diptera, Culicidae. Gene Ontology annotation, cellular component: membrane. Bases 172 to 1686 code for a protein of 504 amino acids. The transcript is spliced from 3 exons. The record is from RefSeq and is a predicted model, not a curated record. Gene Ontology annotation, molecular function: transmembrane transporter activity. Gene Ontology annotation, biological process: transmembrane transport.
CGACCGCGAGCCGCGGUCGGUUGUUCGUUGAGCGACACCGUAAGAGCAUCCGCCCGCCGAGGAGUCGCGGUGGCCUACGUGUUGGCUAUUAUGCGAUAGGAGUGCCCGCGAACCAAACCAAAUAUUGAUACUGAAAAGCAAUAAAUCGGCGGACGACAUCGCGAAGGAAGCAUGAUUAUCAAAAAACCCACAGCCGAUCAAGCGUUCAUCGAGAGCAAUGUCGCGAAACGGUUCUCGCCACUGGCACGGCAGAUGCUGGCCGCCUCCGGUCCGAUUGUGAGCAGCGCAGCGGCUGGCAUGACGAAUGGCUUCUCGGCCAUACUGUUACCGCAACUGCAGCAACCGGAUAGCCGGUUCACUAUCACCGAAGAGCAAUCGUCCUGGAUAGCCUCGAUGGCUCCUUUACCGAUGGCCGCCGGAUGCAUCAUCGGUGGCCUGUUGAUGGAACGGUUUGGGCGCAAAUCGGCGCAUCUGUUGCUGAACGUAUCCUUCGCCAUCGGUUGGUGCGCCCUGUCGAUGGCCCAGAGCUAUCCGCAGAUCCUGAUCGGACGAUUCAUUACCGGGUUUAGUUGUGGGCUGGUGGGACCCCCCGCCUCCGUGUAUAUCGCCGAAACGAGUGAUCCACGGUAUCGGGGUAUCUUGCUGGCCAGCGUUACGUUCGCCGUUUCCGGUGGUAUUCUGCUGGCGCAUCUGUUCGGAACGUUCUUUCGAUGGCAAACGGCCGCACUGCUCUGUUCGUUGUUUAUGAUACUGGCCUACUUGCUGAUGCUCGUCUCACCGGAGAGUCCUUCGUGGUUGUUGGGACGUGGAGAGCUGCAACGAGCGGAGACCGCGUUCCGGUGGUUGCGUGGCUACGGACCGGAAAGUCGCAGUGAGUUCGAAGCCAUGGUGGCCCGGAGUACGAUUGGCAGGAGCCAGGAGAAGCCCUCUGAGGGCGGUGGACGGGGGCAGGAGGAGGAGGAGGAGCAUGCGACGAGUCCGUAUCGGAGGCGAGAGUUCCUGAUGCCACUGGCAACACUGUUCGUGUUCUUUGCGACGAUGCAAUUUUCGGGCGUCAACAUCGUUGCGUUCUAUUCGAUCUCGCUGAUGCGGACGACGAUCGGAAGUGACGGACUGAACGAGUAUCUGGCGAUGCUGAUCGUCGAUCUGGUACGGGUCUUCACUUCCCUGCUGGCCUGCGUAUUGCUGCGUUCGGUCGGUCGACGACCGCUGGCGAUGGCAAGUGGCAUCGGUACCACCGUAAGCCUGAUUGGGCUGUCGAUCUUCCUGUACUUCCAAACCAGCAUCCCACUGUACCGGAACUACUCGUCGCUGUCACUGAUCUUUCUCAUCAGCUACAUCGUAUUCGUGGGCAUCGGGCUGUUCCCGUUGCCGUGGUGCAUGACCGGUGAGAUCUUUCCGGUGGUGACACGCGGGCUCGGUUCGGGGCUUACGUCUUCGUUUAACUUUGUCUGUUUCUUCGCGGUUAUCAAAACCGGUCCGACUCUGUUUGCGGCCGUCGGUACUAAUGGUACGUUCCUAGUGUAUGGCGUUAUCUCGUUGCUCGGUACGUUACUGCUGUACGUUCUGCUGCCCGAGACCAAAAACCGUACGCUGGCAGAAAUCGAGGAUCAGUUCCGGGCCGGGCGCCAGCGGAGUGCCAAAGUGUUGCCAACGGUAACGACCGUGUCAGCGGGGGUAGCAUAAUUAUGAGCUAUUAUUAGUGUGCUUAAGUACUCCUCUCAUUGGUUAAAAAUAGACAAUACAUUUUAAUACAUAAAUAGGUAACUAAUCAACAUUGAUUCAAGUCUUUAGAGCGGUUCAGAGCAUGUUGCAAUCGCGAGACAUGUUGUAUUUAAUCGCAUUAUUAUUAAUAUUAGAUUGAUAUUCUUUUGGAGAAUUUGUAAACUUAGUAGCAAUAGUAUUUUUUUACAGUAGAGUGCAAUACUCCUGGGCUGGAAUUUGAAAAUUGAAGAAUCGGUACGAAAUAGUAGUUAGAACUAAAAGACUUUAGUAGAUACCAGCGGAUGGACCGCUCAGCAUAAUUGUUUGUUAUUCGUUUUGUUUUUUUUAAAUAAACAAUUGCAUCUUUGUUGAAAGCUG